Pseudo-nitzschia multistriata is the source of this 3132-nucleotide messenger RNA. NCBI's taxonomy places the organism in Eukaryota, Bacillariophyta, Bacillariophyceae, Bacillariales, Bacillariaceae. The record is from the annotation of a GenBank genome assembly.
UCUCRUUUUGCCGCUACCAAAGUAAUAUUUGAAAGAGAAACACACUGUGCACUACUUCAAUUACCCGCCACACAAUACAGUACUCUAUAUUUGGAUGCAUUGUCCCCGAUACGGUAAGCAAAUUGUUGCAUCUGAUGAAYAUUAUUCCUUUUCAGCGUCCAAUACUGUGAUUCUGAAAUAUUCUAAUUUCAUUUGCAAUUUUCSGGUAGAUAUUUUAGCAAUGGAAGAAGAUAAAUUCAAGAACGAAUACAAAUACCGUCCGUCUCAUCAUCUUCGACCAUACCAGCAUCAUCGGAGAACGCAAGCAUAUCARUUUGACAAUGGAUCUCAAUCACAACUUCUGAAAAAAGAGACCUUGAAACGAACCCACCCGUUCUUGGAGAAUUUAAUUAAUACGACGUCCAUCCAYGACGAUGAAAARACCGCUUUUGCUUCAUCGAAUUCUUCCACGAAUUUUAUUAGUGGUAGCAAUUCUUGUGAUCAAAAUGUAAUACAUGUUCGGAAGAACAAUUGUAUCCGAGGGAUGGUAGCGGUAAAGAAUCAUUUACGAGGGAUGGUGGCUGUCAAAGACGAUGACGAAAAGUGCUAUCUCAACGAURAAGAUCACAGCAAUAAAGAUCAUACAAUUGUCCGAGGGAUGACAGCAAUCGAAAACGAUGGCGAUCAUAAUUCCCCAUCCGUCAAUAACAACAAUAUUCACUUGGAUAUUUAUGAUAAUUAUGCUCCUAUCUCCAGCACGAAAGAUUCAAACUCGAAGACGAGUCGAUUGCUCGAAGAAGUCAACGAUUUAUUCCAUGACUAYGAACGCCGAUUUUAUCGCCAAUCCUUGACCGAACGGGCCAAGGAACUUCUUGAUCGGGCUAGAAAAACAAACACGUUCACAAGCGACGUCAUUGGGAACAGGGAAAAGCUUGCACUCUGCACAGAGGCCCUGAAACUAUGCAGACAAGCAAACAGGGAUCAAGAAGAAGCUUUGCACGGCAACGAUCAUAACCACGUUGGUGGCUCCUACCUGGUUACUGGUGACAUUCGCAUCCGCUACAAGGGAGAACUCCUUGCCGCAAAAAUUYAUUGUGUUCGUGCAAGUGUCCUCUAUCGAACGGGAGAAUACUCAGACUGUUUGGAAGAUUGCGAUGCCGCYAUCGCCAUAUGGAACCAACACGAGCAGCGCUGCUCGUCGACGUCUUCUAGGGCAUUCGGUGUCUUCAAAAGACGAACAUCUUCAGUUCGAACCAUGCAAAGAAACAAAAUGCUCUCAUCAGAUCGGUGCUCGUCGCCAAGAAGUGCGCAAAUCAAACCCAAUUCUAUGCUUUCAAAAGGAAAGUUGUCUCACAAGCACUUGUACAUACUCCGAGGUCGUACCCUGGCAGCAAUGGGUCGUUACAAGGAGGCGACGGGAUGGCUCACUCAUCCCAACGAGCUUCCGGUUCGAAAAUUUCACGGUACGAGUCAGCUUCUGCAAAACGACGGAGUCAUGUUCAGCGUGAUUGACCAAAUCGCUUGUCGCGAUCGCAGGGAAUUGGAUACGGAACAGCACCUGCAACAUCAGAAUUCAGAUCAAAAUGCUGUCGUCGAAACAAUACCUGUCUUUCCUACGAAGAAACAAGARCAAAAUAGAGUCAUUGUGCCUACCAACAAAAAGCUAUGGGCRCAUCUUCUUCAUAGCAUAGACCAACGUCUUACUCGGGGCACAGUAAGGUCCGAUGGUUGUCUAACUACGACUUCGCCAUCUUGCAUUUCGGRCAAAACUACUGGCAGCAGCAAUGCCAUUUAUCAGAUGCUGCGAUAUGGRCCWGCGUUGUUCCAUCACUUCGAGGAGGAACCCAAAUUGYUUACAACUGYAAYUACAAAGCUUGGUGGUGGAGAAUAAUGAYACACAUCGCAAWACUYCCACCSCUAGGGUCGAUCGAUAAUCCCAGGAAUAAUCUGCCGAACGGCCUUCUUGUUAUAAUUCAAAAAAUGUCCAUCCCUGUACAGGACGAAAGAAGUACCACAAAAUGCCCAACCAUUUCUUUGUAAUCGAUAGACUGAGCAAAAUUUUAAAACAAUAAAAAAAAAUCAGCAGGUAUAGCGACAAGACCUAAUUUAAAUGUCUGAUUCAAAGAGAAGAGGAGAAACUUUUCAAUGAAUACUAUUGUAACAGCAAAAGGCAUAUCAUGCAUAAUUMAAAUGAUACGCAAUGAAACAGCGCCUCUGUUGUCGAAGCAAUUGGACACUACAGCAAGCGCGAGAACUAGAAUUUGUUUUAUUGUACUACAAAUUGCAAAUUGAUUCCUGUCGAGAAUAUUGCAACCAUUGAAUCUGCUGAUUUAAUAAUGCCAUGGAUAUUACAGGGAAACGAAUAGAAAAUCUGAUGCAAGUCGCUUUAAGCAAACAAAAUGUUGAUCUGUUGAUUCCAUUGCAUGAUUAAAUUGCAUCAUGCAAGGUCAGACUAUUAUCUCUCUUUGAAAUGCAUUUUGUUCUCAUCUACGACUUCUGUUGUAUUGAAUAAACAAUGUUCUAUUCUUGGAUCGCUAUUGUUUUCCCAAUCCCACUCAAUUCUCAAUUCUCGUAUAUUUAUUCUUAUUUCACAUCCACAGCCUUUUUUGCGAUUUCUGAAUGACAGGUAAUAUAUAGUUCCUAUACUCCCGAGAGAGAUAUAAUUCGAACUUUUGAACCGGACAAGUCCGAUUCGAGCCCAAUUUCCACGCUUACUAAUACUGAGGUUGCUGUUGCUGUUGAGCCUUCUUUUCCAGGCGCCCCGUAAUGAAUUCAUUAGUGUCCAUCCACUUGUUGACGGUUGCCUUAACGCAAGCCACCUGGGAUCCCGURAGCGUCUCGCUGGGUUUGGAGGUAAUGCAUUUCUCGUAAGAYUUGUCCGACAAAUCGUUAAUAACCUGCUGGACCAACAUCUGCUGUUGUAGCAUCAUGCUCAUCUGCUUCAUUUCAGCGGCACCGCUGCUGCCGAUCCCUCCGAUGUUUCCUCCGCCCCCGCCACCCGCGGCCAUCAUAUUGGCACCGCCGCCGUAUCCGGCAGCGUCGUCGGACGUGAACGACUUGCCCUCMCCGCCACCGCUGCUUGCGCUGUCAUCGCUACUUCCACCAAACCAGCCCAUUUUAAAACGGUAAAUCGAAUAGAUCAAGUAUUGGUCA